Molecule: messenger RNA, 1111 nt
Organism: Brassica napus (rape)
Lineage: Eukaryota; Viridiplantae; Streptophyta; Magnoliopsida; Brassicales; Brassicaceae
Exons: 5
Coding region: 99-632 (177 amino acids)
Source: RefSeq, a predicted model, not a curated record
GGAAAGUAUUUGUAGGGAGAAAGAAACGUUCGUCGAAUCCUCCUCCUCCUCUUCAUUCCCUUGAUCGCCGUCGUAUGUUCAGCUGCGAGUGAGAUAGAAUGGAGGAAGAGAGGGAUGAAUCGAGGAAAAUCAGGAAGGAGAAGGAGAUGGAGAGGCGGCGUCUAAGGGAUAGAGAGAGAAGACAGUCUAUGAGCCAAGACGAGAGGGAAAGGCAUUUAGCUCGCCGCCGCAAGAACUAUCAGCUACGAAGGCAGAGAGCUGAGGUGAGCCGCAUCGGCUCUCAGAUCCAAGAACUCGCCGGAGAAGGGAGCCAGUUAGCAGUGGCCUCACCUAUUCAAUCUGGAGACAGCAGUACUGUCCCGUUGGUUGAUUCUGAUCAGAGUGUGGGAAUAUCAGUGGAGGAGUUCGGUAAACUGGUGGGGACGAUACGGCUUAGCCGUGUGAAGCAUCUGGCGAGGACACUGAGGAAGUGGAGUACUAAUGGUGCAGAAGCAAGCAGCAGUACUGGAGCAACGAACGCAAUGACAAGACGUGCAAUGUCAAGUGGGCUGCGUCUGAGUCGAGUGAAACGACUGGUGAGAUCAAAGGGACAGCAGGAGGGGUUGUUGUUGUCACAACAUUCACCAACAUAAGGACUCAGUGGAGUUCACAAACUUGAACAAGAGCCUCAUAUGAUAAUGUUAGCGUGUUUGUAAAAGUGAACACAUUAUCUUUUUGGAGACAUCUUUGAAGCUCACCAAUUUUGUUUUACAGUACACAAGGGGGGAUACAUUACUACAUACAUCGUUUUGAUUGUUAACGCAAAAAGAGAAAUUUCGUAACGCAAUUUCAAAGCUUAUUUCAGUGUUGAAUUUUGCAACAAAACAAGUGCCACUAAUAUAUCACAAUGGACUCGACCAAAAAAAAACCCAAUUUGAGAGAUACAUCAUCAAAUGAAUCCGAUGUUUAAUAUAUUCCAGAACAGCAAUCUGUCUUCCCCCAAGGCUUCAAGAUAGAUAUGAUUGUUCAGCUAUGCUAUUAAUCCGUACAUAAAGCAAAGUAUGUCUCUGAAAUAAUUAGAGCUGAAACAAGAUCGAUCAUCAUAAAAAGGUUACUAUACAUAAUACAUGAA